This is a messenger RNA of Cheilinus undulatus (humphead wrasse), 880 nucleotides long. RefSeq names its product transmembrane protein 176 (gene tmem176). The transcript has 7 exons. Lineage: Eukaryota; Metazoa; Chordata; Actinopteri; Labriformes; Labridae. The record is from RefSeq and is a predicted model, not a curated record. Bases 112 to 729 code for a protein of 205 amino acids. Gene Ontology annotation, cellular component: membrane.
ACAUCAGUCUCCCACCCUCCCAAAAACCAGAAUCCAGGAGGAGCCUCUUGACCAGCAGAGACCGUAGAAGAAGAACCGAGAGAGGACAAGGAUUCAGCAGAGAAAACGGUGAUGGCGGUGGCGGUCACCAGAGAUCUGACGGUCCAGGUGCUGGAGGACGUGAACACUGUGAAGCUGUCGGACAGACAACAGGCUCUACGGGCGGCUAUCCAGAAAGGAGAACCGAAAAGUCUGGGGGUGAGUCAGGUGAUGCUCGGGCUCAUGGUCAUGUCUUACUCCAUCCCUCUACACUGCACUGAGGUCACAGAGGUGGUGGUACUCGGCGUCCCCUGGUGGAGCGGACUGAUGUUCAUCACGGCGGGGGUGAUGGCCAUCCUCCUGGACAAACACAGCACCAUGAAGAUGCUGCGUGUCUGUCUGCUGGUCAGUAUGGCGUCCGUCGUGCUGUCUCUGGUUGCCAUCAGCAUUUACUCCGUGGACAUGGACAGGAACCCUGAGGUACCCUGCAUAAAGAGGAAGCACAGCUCCUGCAGCCCCAAGUACUACGCCACGAAAAUAAGCAGAGGGGUGAAGUCCUCUCUCCUCGUCUUCACACUGGCUCAGACCGCUGUCUCCUCCGUCGUCUGUUUCCUCCUCUACAGACAGAGACGUAGCUUCGGACAGUACGCCUCUCUGUCCGGGGCCACCCCCUCCACCCCCACAUCACUGAUCCCCCCUGACCUGAACUGAUCCCUGAUUGGACGACACUGAUCACCUGAUGAUCCCAUCAGAGAUUCCCUCAUGAUAAUAAGAGGGAAACAUUAUCAUAUAAAAUCAUAAUAAUCAAUAAACAAUGAAAAUAAAUAUAAAAAUUCUAAUAUGACAGGAAGGUUAAAAUUCA